AUGCCAUCCGCGCUCCGACCAGACUGCCGGGCGAAGGACCGGCUACGACGUUGGCUGCCGGAGGUCUCACUGCAUGCGAACACAUCAUCCAGCCUCCCCGUAGGUCUUACAGAACAUGACAUCAUGCUCAUACGAGACACCUUCGAGCAUGCGUGGGCAGAUUCAACACUCGAGGUAUAUGGCUCCGGGUUAAUGGCUUUCCACGUCAUGUGCGAUCGCCGAGAGCUUGCCGAGCAGGAGCGCGCACCGGUACGAGACAUCACCCUCCAGUAUUUCAUCGCAUCUCUGGCGGGAGCUUACAACGGAGACACCAUCCGUAACUAUGUGUACGGCGUGCGGGCAUGGCACAUCCUCCACGGUGUACCCUGGCAGCGCAACAAAGACGAACUAGAGACACUGAUGCGCGCAGCAUUACGACUCACACCGCCGUCUACGCGGCGAAAGCAACGCCUACCAUGGACCACGGAUUUCCUAGCUGCGAUCCAACCAAAGCUGGAUGUAGAUUCACCACUAGGAGCAGCCGUCUGGGCGUGCGCGACGGUGGGGUUUUACAGCCUCGCGCGUCUCGGAGAGAUCACCGUACCAUCCAUCAAAGACUUCACUGCACAGCAUCACGUGGCACGACGGCAUGCAAGACAAGAGACCGACAGGCAAGGACUUGCUGUCUGGACAAUCCGCCUGCCUACGACAAAGUCGGCGCCGAGCGGAGAGAACAUCAGCUUCGCACGCCAAGAUGGUGUGACCGACCCGGAGGCAGCGUUGCUCGCACACUUCCGCAUCAACAACCCGGGCUCCGACAACGCACUCUUCACCUACCAGCAUGCUGACAGACGAGGGCGAAAGAGGCUGCGACCUUUGACGAAGGCACAGUUCAUCAAAGCCAUAGGAGAUGCAGCGAAUCGAGCCGCAGUUGACCCGCUCCAAGGGCAUGGCAUGCGAAUAGGAGGGACACUCGAGUACCUACUCCGAGGAACCCCCUUUGACGUCGUAAAGACAAUGGGGCGCUGGCAGAGCGAUGCAUUCCAGCUCUACCUCCGGAAACACGCGCAGAUCCUCGCACCAUAUCUUCAGCGCGAGUCGAGCACCCAUGGUGAUUUCAUACGAUAUACCAUGCCACCGGUCAGGUGA
Fomitopsis serialis is the source of this 1128-nucleotide messenger RNA. RefSeq lists its product as uncharacterized. Gene Ontology annotation, molecular function: DNA binding. The record is from RefSeq and is a predicted model, not a curated record. Gene Ontology annotation, biological process: DNA integration; DNA recombination. Lineage: Eukaryota; Fungi; Basidiomycota; Agaricomycetes; Polyporales; Fomitopsidaceae. Bases 1 to 1128 code for a protein of 375 amino acids. The transcript has a single exon.